UAAAAAAUAAAAAACAAAAAACAAAAGGUCAUGUGAGUCAACUCAUGAAUACCAGUGAAUCGGCCUGGCCAAAAGAGAUCCGCCUCGAGUCAAAAUCACUCUCAUAUGGUCGGCCGAGGAUUGCCGGAGGAGACCCUACUACCAUUCGAUCUCCACUCACUCAAACCCUAAAUUCCUCAAUCAACACACACACACACGAGAGAGAGAGAGAGAGAGAGAGAGAGAGAGAUGGAAGAGUAUCCGGAAGAGCUUCGAACGCCGCCGGUGGCUCUGGUGGCGCUGGUGGGGUGUCCGGAGCUUCACGCAGUGAUCUCCACUCAUCUCCACUCCGAACAGCCUCCCAUCAACACCCUAGCCCUACCUGACUUCUCUAAGAUCUCUCUCAUCUCCAAGACUCCCAAACAACCCCCCCAUUCUGCUCAAUCCCUCGGCAUUUUCAAAAGGGAUUGGCUCCUCAAGCAUCGCACUAGGGUUCCCUCUGUCGUUGCCGCUCUCUUCACCUCCGAUCACGUCUCCGGCGACCCCGCUCAGUGGCUUCAGCUCUGCACCGAUCUCGAAAACCUCAAGGCUAUAAUUCGACGAAGGAAUAUCAAACUAGUUCUUGUUGUGGUUGUGCAGUCUAAUUCUAAGGAUGAUGUCAGUGAAGAUCGUAUGAUUGCUCUGCGAAAGCGUGCUGAAUUAGAUUCCAAAUACCUUGUUGUCUUUGUUCCAAACAAUGAAUUGGAGCUAGCACAAUCCCUCAACAGGCUAGGGAACAUAUUUGCAGAAUUAUCAAAUACAUAUUACAGGGAUGAAGGACGAAGGAUUAAAACAUGUCUUGAAAGGAAGAGCAUCAGCUCUGUAGAGUUGAGUAUCCGCUAUUGCUUUAAGGUUGCUGUAUAUGCAGAGUUUCGAAGAGACUGGGUUGAAGCUUUGAGGUUUUAUGAAGAUGCCUAUUACACAUUGCGAGAGAUGAUUGGUACAUCAACAAGAUUACCUGCAAUUCAACGGUUAGUUGAGAUAAAAACAGUUGCCGAACAAUUACACUUCAAGAUAUUAACCUUGCUACUGCAUGGUGGAAAGGUUGUAGAAGCAAUCACAUGGUUCCACCAACACAAUACUUCGUACAAGGGGCUAGUGGGAGCGCCAGAAGUUAAUUUUCUUCAUUGGGAAUGGUUGAGCAGGCAGUUUUUGGUAUUGGCCGAGUUGCUAGAUAUGACCUCUGCUACCAUCCAAAGCACAGUCGUUGCUACAGAUAAAUUGAGUGAAUGGGAGUUCUCUUCAGCUUAUUAUUACCAGUUAGCUGCUCACUACUUGAAGGAGAAGAGGUCUUGCUUUGAACUUACUCUGUCAAUGUCAGAAACAGCUAGUGACAUUGAUGGUAAUGCUGAAUCUGUUGCACCUUCUGUUUACGUGGGUCAGUUUGCUCGAUUACUUGAGCAAGGGGAUACAUAUACUAUGCAACCUAUUACUGAUGAAGAAUAUGUCCGUUAUGCUCUAGCCGAAGGGAAGAGGUUCCAGGAUUCCUUCGAAAUUAUUGCUCUGCUCAAAAAAUCUUUUGAAUCAUACACUAAUUUCAAAGCCCAGAGGAUGGCCUCUUAUUGUGAGUUCAAGAUGGCAAGGGAAUAUUUUUCUGUGAAUGAAUUCGGUAAUGCAAAACUGCUUUUUGAUAGUAUUGCAAGUCUUUAUAGAAAGGAGGGGUGGGUCACUUUAUUAUGGGAGGUCUUGGGUUAUCUGCGGGAGUGCUCAAGGACACUUGGUUCGGUGAAAGAUUUUGUAGAGUACUCCCUUGAAAUGGCUGCUUUGCCAGUAUCUAUUGCUGGUGUCCAAUCUUUAAGUUCUAAGGAAUGUGGCCCCGCUGGCCCUGCAAGCCUCUCACAGAGAGAAAUCAUACACAAGGAAGUCUUUGAGCUUGUCAGAGGAGAAUCAGGUUUGGCAUCAAAUGAAGAAAACAAUAGUGUCAGAGUAACUGGUGAUCAACCCCUUCAUCUUGAGAUUGAUCUUGUCAGUCCACUUAGAGUGGUACUUCUUGCAUCGGUUGCUUUCCAUGAACAGAUAGUUAAGCCUGGAGCACCCACUUUGCUUACACUGUCAUUUCUAUCACAAUUACCGCAUACUGUGGAGAUCGAUCAGUUAGAAAUCCAGUUCAAUCAAUCUGUGUGUAAUUUUACUAUUGUGAAUGGUCAGAGACCUCAGUCAGCUGCAAUCUCCAAUGUUCAGCCAGGUCACAGAGUUGAGACUGCUCCUGCUCUGAUGCUUUCCACAAACAAAUGGUUGCGGUUAACAUACGACAUCAAAUCUGACCAAAGUGGAAAGCUUGAAUGCGUUUCUGUAAUUGCAAAGCUAGGACCUCACUUCACAAUCUGUUGCAGGGCUGAAAGCCCUGCCUCAAUGAAUGAUUUACCACUUUGGAAGUUUGAAGACCGUGUGGAAACUUUUCCAACCAAGGAUCCUGGUCUUUCAUUCUCCGGUCAAAAGGCUACUCAGGUUGAAGAACCAGACCCGCUAGUCGAUCUUCAACUAGGUGUUUCUGGCCCUGCAUUAGUCGGAGAGAUCUUUGCCAUACCCAUUACUAUUUCAGCUAAGGGCCACGCUGUCCACUCUGGCGAAUUGAAGAUUAACCUUGUGGAUACAAGAGGUGGCGGCUUGCUUAGUCCGAGGGAAGUAGAACCAUUUUCUACAGACAAUCUUCACGUUGAGCUUCUUGGUGUAUCUGGACCAGAAUCCGAAGACGACAACAUCCGGAAAAUUCAGCACUCUUUUGGAUUGAUUUCUGUUCCAUUUCUAAAUGAGGGAGACUCAUGGUCCUGCAACUUAGAAAUCAAAUGGUAUCGUCCUAAACCAGUCAUGCUUUACGUGUCAUUGGGCUACUCUCCACAUAGCAGUGAACCUAAUGCACAAAAAGUUAAUGUCCACAAAAGCUUGGAGAUAGAAGGCAAGACUGCUGUUGUAUUUAGCCAUCAGUAUAUGUUGCCGUUCAGACGGGACCCACUGUUGUUCUCAAAGAUCAAGCCAGGUCCUGAUUCUGAUCAGAUGGCAUCGCUGCCUCUAAAUGAAACUAGUAUACUCAUUGUUACUGCUAAGAACAGCACGGAAGUGCCAUUACAGUUACUAUCAAUGUUUAUUGAGGUUGACGAUGAUGACAUUGGAAAGUCUUGCACAGUGCAACACGGGGCUGAGGACUCUUCAGACUCUGCACUCCUCGUGCUUGGAGAAGAGUUCAAGAAGGUUUUCUCUGUCAUUCCCAAGGUAAAUAUGUCGAAGCUUAAAAUGGGGACAGUGUGCCUAAGAUGGAGAAGAGCUUCUGGGCCCACGGAGCAACCAUCUGAGGUAUUGACCAAACAUAGACUUCCUGACACAAAUGUAGAAUUGUCUCCAUUGGUUGUGAAUUUGGAGUGUCCUCCUCAUGCCAUCCUUGGCAACCCCUUCACAUACUUUGUCAGAAUUCAGAAUCAAACAGAGCUGCUUCAAGAGAUCAAGUUCUCAUUGGCAGAUUCACAGAGUUUUGUGUUAUCUGGGUCCCAUAACGGCACGGUUUUCAUUUUGCCAAAGUCUGACCAUGUCAUUGGUUACAAGCUUGUUCCAUUGGCCUCAGGUUCUCUACAGCUUCCCAUAGUCACAGUGACCUCAGUAAGAUACUCAGCUGGAUUUCAACCUUCCAUUGCCGCAUCCUCUGUUUUUGUGUUUCCAUCCAAACCUCAUUUUCGGAUGACAAAUAUGGAAGUGAAGACACAGUCUAUUGUAGCCGAGUAAAUACCGAUCGAGAAAAUCAGUCCUUAUUGGUUUCUAAUGGGACACAACGAACGGAUUGAUCAGUAGCUGGAUCCAAUGUUUGUCAGGGAGCAAGAUUUUUGUUGAUGCAUGUAAUGUCAUGCGGAUUUCUUCAGGAUGAUUGAAUUUGUGGCUGGAUUUUCAAGCAUAUUUCCUUUGCUCCAUCUGGGAGGGAGAUAUGGUGUUCUCUGCAUCUCAGUGAGUCAGUUUUUCUAGAAAGGAAGGGUUUGGUAUCUGCGUUCAAUGUCUUUUUCUAACAGAGUUUUGUUUCACUUGAGUUGUUAAAAAUUCCAAUUCUUUAUGAAGUUGGUGUUAAUUAAGUAUUUGAAAUUUAAGCAGAAUUGUGAGAAGUGACUUUAAUAGUGAUAUAUAUGUUUUUUCUUUUUUUUUUUU
This is a messenger RNA of Camellia sinensis, 4143 nucleotides long. Its product is annotated as trafficking protein particle complex subunit-like protein. The record is from RefSeq and is a predicted model, not a curated record. Lineage: Eukaryota; Viridiplantae; Streptophyta; Magnoliopsida; Ericales; Theaceae.